AUGGAUCCAGCGAAGAGUCUCCCUCGACUGACAACUAACUUGACGAACCUCCCCUUGGCUAAGAUCCCUGAGACAGGCAACAUACUGCGACCAAGCCCGCUGCCUUCGUUGUUUCCUCGAGACCAGCACAAUGAGAAUAUUGCUCACUUCACUCGUUAUAUUGCAGACCCUCAGCUGCUGUGUGCGACUCCCGACAGUGUCGUCUCACCGAUCACAAAAACGAAGUCUGCCUACUAUGAGGAGGCUUUUUCAACCCGUGGCUCCUACAACUCUCCCCAGGGCCAGGUUGCACGUGAUGCAGUAGUAGUGGCGGAACUGAAAACAAACAGCAAAGUCAAAGAGAAUGAACUCAAGCUCCUCGGUGAUCUGAUGUUUCGUCUGGCCCAGAUCUAUCAGCGGCCUGAAGCAUCCAUUUUGGUCACCGUUCAGCAGAAUGUCUUGCUGUUUUAUGGCACCACUACAAAUGCCGCUUAUCUGUUGAAGAUCUCUGCCAUUCCCAGUUUCAUUGCCCCGAUCACCAACCUUCGCAACACUAGCCUUCUUCAGAGCGCUCUGCAAGACUUGCUCUCUAUUCCACCUAGCAACGGUAUCGUCAUCUAUACCGCAGUACCCGAGGACAAUCUGGGGUUUGGUGGAUCUACCGCUGGUGCUCUGAUCUCAAGACUGGACUGCAGCUAUCAAGAUGCAAAUGUGGGUCUAUUCAAGACCAUCUCUCGCUCCGUGUCCCGGCGUAUGAAGUCGAGUAGUGAGGGUAGCGCUCCGCCCUCUCUAAACUCGAUUGAUACGGACAACUCACCAUCUGUGCUUGAAGAUGCUGCUCGAUCUUCACUCUUGGAUGAGAGGCUUGGCGAGGCAAUGGAUGUGUACAAUGGACAAUCUUUCGGACGAGAGACUUUUCGAAAUCUUGUGCGCCGUCAUCUAAAGGGAGGUGUGCUUAGAGACAAAGCCAAAGUGAAGGACGAAGAGCAAACCCAGGACAAGGAUACGAAGGACCUGGGGCCGUUGUCUAAGACACAGAUACUGACCGAGGAGCACAAGGCCGAGUCGGUUUAA
Messenger RNA from Penicillium taxi, 1053 nucleotides. RefSeq names its product MIF domain protein. Bases 1 to 1053 code for a protein of 350 amino acids. The record is from RefSeq and is a predicted model, not a curated record. Lineage: Eukaryota; Fungi; Ascomycota; Eurotiomycetes; Eurotiales; Aspergillaceae. Gene Ontology annotation, molecular function: phenylpyruvate tautomerase activity. The transcript is spliced from 2 exons.